Molecule: messenger RNA, 2955 nt
Organism: Pimephales promelas (fathead minnow)
Lineage: Eukaryota; Metazoa; Chordata; Actinopteri; Cypriniformes; Leuciscidae
Gene: prpsap1
Product: phosphoribosyl pyrophosphate synthetase-associated protein 1
Biological process (GO): purine nucleotide biosynthetic process; 5-phosphoribose 1-diphosphate biosynthetic process
Cellular component (GO): cytoplasm; ribose phosphate diphosphokinase complex
Molecular function (GO): magnesium ion binding; ATP binding; ribose phosphate diphosphokinase activity
Source: RefSeq, a predicted model, not a curated record
GCGUUCAUAGACAGCAGCGGAGCUCGCGCAGAAGAAAUCAGUAUGGUUGUUUGGAAACCGCAGUAAACGUUGGUCUUCUUCAGUAGCUAUUACAACAUCCACGCACAGGUUUUCCUUUGUAAAUACGAAGAUAAACCCACAAGGCUCUGCAGCAGUAGACCUUUAAACGACUCAGUUUUUGUUGUUGGUCAUUGUGUAGUUGAUCAUGAACGUGGCUAAAAGUGGUUAUCGUGUUUUCUCGGCUAACUCUACGCCCGCCUGCAUUGAGCUCUCUAAGAGGAUUACUGAGCGUCUUGGAGUCGAGCUGGGGAAAUCAGUUGUUUACCAGGAGUCAAACAGAGAAACAAGAGUUGAGAUCAAAGAGUCUGUGAGAGGACAAACAAUCUUCAUCAUCCAAACCAUUCCCAGAGAUGUCAACACUGCUAUUAUGGAGCUGCUGAUUAUGGCCUACGCACUGAAGACCUCCUGUGCCAAGAACAUCAUCGGCGUGAUCCCGUACUUCCCCUACAGUAAACAGUGUAAGAUGAGGAAGAGAGGGUCUAUUGUGUGCAAACUGCUCGCUUCCAUGUUAGCUAAAGCAGGGCUGACUCAUAUAAUCACAAUGGAUCUGCACCAGAAAGAGAUCCAAGGCUUCUUUACAUUCCCUGUGGACAACCUGCGGGCUUCUCCAUUCCUGCUGCAGUACAUCCAGGAGGAGGUUCCUGAUUAUAGAAAUGCUAUCAUUGUAGCCAAGUCCCCAUCUGCUGCAAAACGGGCUCAGUCGUAUGCGGAGCGUUUGCGUCUCGGUCUGGCCGUCAUGCACGGAGAAGCUCAGUGUUCGGAGUCAGACAUGGCAGACGGGCGGCAUUCUCCUCCAUGUGUCCGCAACACCUUUGGACACUCCGGCUUGGAGUUGCCAUGCAAACAACAAGUUCCGUUCCCAGGCAUAGAGCUCCCAAUAAUGAUGGCUAAGGAGAAACCACCCAUCACUGUUGUCGGAGAUGUUGGAGGCCGCAUCGCCAUCAUUGUCGAUGACAUCAUCGAUGAUGUGGAGGACUUUGUUGCAGCAGCUGAGAUUCUGAAAGAGAGAGGAGCUUAUAAGAUCUACAUCAUGGCCACCCACGGGCUCUUGUCUGCGGACGCCCCGCGCCUCAUCGAGGAGUCCGCUAUAGACGAAGUGGUGGUGACCAACACUGUUCCUCACGAGGUGCAAAAGCUGCAGUGUCCUAAGAUCAAGACGGUGGAUGUCAGUAUGAUCCUGGCCGAGGCUAUCCGACGCAUUCACAACGGGGAGUCAAUGGCCUACCUCUUCCGCAAUAUCACAGUAGACGACUAGCCGACACACACGUUUGGGUUAGAGAUGAAGGUGAGGUGUAGAGUUUAGGGAAGUAUCUUAUGCAGUUGAGGUGUGCCAAUGCAGUUCCCCAUUCCCAGCUCAACUGAGGACUACAAUCACCUUCAUUUCUCAUAUGAACCGCUUUUAUUCUUCAAUACUUUCUAAACACACUCCCAUUGCCAAAUGACAUGAAUUCCAAAAUAAAUGAACAAUUACUCAAACCUGUAAAUGUACGCACACAUCUAGUUUUUUAUAAACACAAAUGAAUGCAAAGAAUAGAAAUUAUGCAAGUGUUUACCUGUACGUCUGUUUUUACCAGAUCAGCAAUUACAAUUAGGGCUAAUUUGUUAACAUUAGUUAAUUCAUUGGCUAACAUGAACAUAUUUUUACAGCAUGUGUUAAGCUUUGUUAAUGUUACCUCUGUUGGUCUUCAAAAAAAGUUUCCGUUUUUAAAAUAAUGGACAUGAUUCGAAAGGUUAAAAGGUCAAAUUUUAUCAUUUUAUUUUAUUUUUGGUACUGCAGCCAAACACAAUCUGACUGAAAGCUAACUUUUUGGAUAUUUAAAACUCAGAUUUAAAUUUAGAUUUAGAUUUCAAACUUGAUUUCUUGCAGUUUUAGAGUAAACAUGAUUUAUAAAAGCAGUAAUCUGCCAAGUGUCGUCUUUAUGAGACUGUGCGCAAAAGCAUUCAAGAUUUACCACAGUUUCAGGUCUGCGCUCAUUAAGUGGAUAAAUGGAUGCUAAAUUCAGCGUACAUAUAAUUUAGCAUAUAAAAAAUUAAAUAAAAAUACAAAAUAUUACUUAAAAAGCAUUAUCACACUAAAAUAUAGUUAAUUCAUUUCAUUGACAAGAAAUCGGUCCAGGGAGUUAAAAAUGCAGUUGUUCAUGUUUGUUCACAGUGGAUUAACUAAUGUUACCAGAUACAACUUUUGAUUUUAAUUAUGUAAUUAUUAACUAAGGUGGUUACGUAUUGUUAACAAAUGAAACCCCAUGAUAAAGUUAGUUAGACAAAACAAAAGAGCUCUGAACGAAGCAAGUACUGUGAAUACUUCUCCAUGUACUCCUACACGACACAACUAAGGGAGUGAAAAUGGCACGUAAAACUCGCCUCUGUCUAAUCUGUUCCUCAAUUUCAGUGUAUUUUAUAUCUCAGUUGCAUUUGUGUGCUAAUGUCAAGAUCUGGCGUAGAUGAUGAUAAAACUUAUAUCAUCUUGAAGGCAUUUGAAGCCAUAUUAGCAAUACUAAUGCAGUACACUGUGAAUAUUUGGCUAGUUAACUGAUAAUGCCAUUUAGCUUUUGCUUCCUGAUUAAACCUUAGAUGAGCGGGAUAGAUGACCCCGCACGUCCCCAUUCUUCCUCUCGUUGCGUUUGAAGCACGGCAACACUUCUUUCUUUUAACCUUAUCUUCCACAUCUCCGUGUUCCUCAAUCGUACGUCAACUAGCUGUUUCCCCAGUGCCUCACUCUGUGAGAGUGAAAGUGGUUGCUAUGGCAACCUUAUUCGAAGCCGUUAUAUUUUUUGCUGUUGUGCAAAUAUUGUCCGACCUGAAAGAGAACAUGAUUUUUUUUUUUUUGCUACGAUAUACUGUAUCUGCUGUGGCUUUGCAAUCUUAUUUUUGUAAAUAAACACAGAUUCGCUUCAU